Melampsora larici-populina 98AG31 is the source of this 1617-nucleotide messenger RNA. RefSeq lists its product as uncharacterized. The transcript is spliced from 7 exons. Bases 1 to 1617 code for a protein of 538 amino acids. The record is from RefSeq and is a predicted model, not a curated record. NCBI's taxonomy places the organism in Eukaryota, Fungi, Basidiomycota, Pucciniomycetes, Pucciniales, Melampsoraceae.
AUGACUAAAAUUGAGAUUUCAGACGAAUUCAACCCACCUUCGUCGCCGCUCACUUCCCUUCCUCCUUCAGAUGCAGAAGGCGAGGACAAUCUACAAGAUUAUCAGUUCUCUCGCCACCAACCUACCAGCGAUAAUGCGGUACCAGGUUGUGGGGCAAUUUCUGCUGAUCGGUUAUCCUCUCCUUUGACCUCACUCCCUCCUUCCGAUGUGGAAGAUUAUCCAACAUCGGGUCAAAAUAAGUGUAAGCGUGAUCAAUCGGCUACCACCAACAAGGAAUCAAUUGAUUAUCGACCUACAAUAUCAAAGAGACGCAAACGAUCGAAAACACAGAACGGCACUCUGAUAGCACCUGACCAAUCAGCUACUACCAAGAAGGAAUUGAUUGAUAAUACAACUACGUUAUCAAAGAAACGCAAGCAAUCAAAGACAAACAGCAAGCAACUUCUAACGCCUGAAGAGAUCGCACUUGACGAAUCAGACGCAGAGGAUGAAGAUUAUCAACCUAACCUACAACUUGAAGAAGACAAAUCAGACGACAUAAGAACAGGAGACCCUACUGGUGAAUCUCGAUCUAGACCAGGUCCUUCAGCCAACAACUCAAGGCAACCCGCUCCUCCAACAAACACCGAUUCCAACGCUAGGAAGAGAACACGCACUACCCAAACAGUUGCACCUCGCAAUCCCAUCACAACAUCACUAACCCUUGAAAACUAUUCAACCAAUGGUCGACAGCUUGGAAGACCCGCGCUGGAGAAGUUGUUGAACGAUCCAAAACGCAAGACUCAGAAUCGCCCCCCAUCAAACAUUCUAGCUGAAGCUCAGGCACUACAGGGUUAUUAUACAAUGGAUAAGAUGAGUCUCUCUCUGGUUGGAAACACCUCGCUUGCAACUCUGGAAUCCGCACUCUUUGAAGGACCUAUAUCGCGCGACCGCAAUGGCUACACAACGUGGAUGAGUUACAGCCUGGCCAACACAGCGGAAAUCUCAAUGCCUGCAGGGAGACAACCCGAGGGUUUUGCAGAACACAAUCAAAACUGUCGCAAGUGGACACAACUGACCAAUACUGAAAAAGAGAUAUUUCAGCCAAAACUAUUUGAAAAGCUAGCCUACGCACAUUUCUCAGAGAUUGCCACACCAGUUUCCCAAGAAGAACGUGCAUCCGAUCAAGAGAUAACUGAAUACAUGCCUCAUUUCACUCAACUCGCCAAUCUCACGAAGGUAUCCACACAUCUCAAAAGCGGUGUGCUGGGCCAGACAAUAGCAAAGUCUCUUGCCGUCAUUGAAAAGCGGGGUCGUGAAGAGAUCGGAAAAGUAGCUAUCCAGCUCCAAAGUAUAUAUAAACGCUUUGGCAUUCAUUCGCACCUUCUGGUUGCCAGCUGGAACCCAAAGACCAAGCUAGACGAUCCCAUGUGGAAUCCCGAAUAUACAACGUGUCCUCGAUGGGCCAAAUAUGCUAAAAAGAACCACCACCUUGCUAGGGACUUUGCCAUUCGAUCUACUGCCGCGCAAAUUGAAAGCACCGAUAACAAACAAGUCAGUAAUGUCAACAACAAAACACCCCAGGAAUCCAUGAGGGCAAAGCUCAGCAACUUGCUGAAUCACGAGAUAAGUACGUGA